CGAACCGGGGUUGCUUCGACCCCCGGCCCCCUUUGAAAGCCCCGCUCUCUCUCACCAUCGGUGCUCCUCUUCUGAGGCAGUACUGUACCGAACGAAACCCUAGCUCCAAAAUUUUCUGAACCGUAGCGCUAUCUCUCUUCUCCAUCUGAUGCCUCAUUAGAUCAUGGUGUCGUCCACCUCCUCACUCCUGCCCAAGGGGGUUUUGUGCAAACCUUACGACAGCAUAGGCAAUGAUCCAUUUGGUUCUCAUAGUGAAAGUGUGUUAGAUGUGGGCAAUUGUGAUUCCAUAAAGUCAGUUCAGUGUAAGAAAAGAAGAAUGUCUGACAGUGUGGAGGUGGCAGCAUCUUUACCCACUUUGCAUUCUUCUGAAUAUUUUAUAAAACCCUCAAUUGAUGAGCUGGCAGCCAGUGAAUUUGUUGAUUCUGGUUACUGCAGCAGGGUUCCAAACCUUGUGGUUGGAAGAGUCGGUUAUGGACAAGUUAAAUUUUUUGGUUACACCGAUGUUAGAGGAUUGAAUCUAGAUCAUAUCAUCAAGUUUGAUAGGCAUUCCGUGGUGGUGUAUGAAAAUGAGAUUGACAAGCCUGCAGUGGGCCAGGGUCUUAACAAAGUUGCUGAGGUGACCCUGAUCCUUGAGUUGAGAUCUCCAUGUUCAAAAAGGUUGGAAUCUCAGAGACUUAUUACCAAAUUGCAGAAAAGUGCUGACAGACAGGGAGCCUGCUUUCUUUCAUUUAACUUGGUUAACAGUGAGUGGAAAUUUCUAGUCCCUCAUUUCAGUAGAUUUGGAUUGGAUGAAGAUGAGGAAGAUGAUAUGGUUGUAGAUGAUGUUAAUGUUCAACCGGCUGCUGAGAUAAAAGAACCUCAAGUGCAUUCUGAUGGACUGGUUUUAUCUCAUUCACUUCCAGCUCAUCUUGGGCUUGAUCCUGUGAAGAUGCAAGAAAUGAGGAAGUUGAUGUUUCCUGUAGAAGAGGAAGAUGAAGAACUUGACGGUUCCUUUCCACAUGACAAGAGAUAUAUUAGCAAGGAGUACAUGAAGGCAGGUUCACCAAGCUCCAGUGCCAAAAGUUUUAAUAACAGAACUCCUUUACAAGGUUCUUCACGGAAGACAGAUAGUAAAGUUAGUCCUCGUACUGUGCGAAAAGCACCACAAGCUUUAAUUGAAUACAAUAUAAAUAGUUCUGAAUUAAGCCCAUCUAGAAACAUUCUUAUGACUGGGCGAAACAAGGGUAUGCAACUGAGGCUGACAAAAAUUGAAGGCUUUAAAUUGGAGGAAAAACAUUCGACUCCAUUAUCUGGAGGAUACUCUAAAAACAUCGUUGAUGCUGCACUUUUCAUGGGAAGAUCAUUUCGUGUUGGAUGGGGACCAAAUGGCAUCCUUGUUCAUAGUGGUACACCAGUGGGCAGUUCCAGAAGUGGAUUGUCUUCUGUAAUUAGUGUACAGAAAGUUGCAGUAGACAGAGCUGUGAGAGAUGAAAACAAUAAAGUCAAGGAAGAGCUUGUUGAUUUGUGUUUUUCUGCGCUGCUGGAUCUACACAAGUCUCUAGACCAUGAAGCCACUGAUGUGGACCUUGGUUCUUGCAAAAUAAAGCUUCAGAAGGUUGUUUGCAAUCGUGUAACACUCUCAGAGAUAUGCCAGGCUUAUACUGGAAUAGUUGAGAAACAGCUAGAGGUUACUGGUUUAUCUACAUCUUCUCGUGUGCUUUUAAUGCAUCAAGUCACAAUUUGGGAACUGAUAAAAGUUCUGUUCUCAGAGAGGGAAACAAGUGGGAACUCGAAACCUCUAAUUGAUGAUGAUGGUGAGGAAAUGUUGGUUGAUAUUAAGGAUAGUUCUGUUGACAUAGACAUUGAAGCAAGACCUUUUGUUCGCAGAGCAGAGUUCAGUUAUUGGCUGCAAGAUAGUGUUUGCCACCGGGUACAAGAAGAAGUGAGCUGUCUAAAUGAUUCAAGUUAUUUGGAACACAUACUGUUACUUUUGACAGGACGGCAGCUGGAUGCAGCAGUGGAACUUGCUGCUUCUAGAGGAGAUGUACGGCUGGCUAUAUUGUUGAGUCAGGCUGGUGGGUCGGUAGUGAAUCGGUCUGACAUGGCUCAACAACUGGAUCUCUGGAGGAUGAAUGGGUUGGACUUUGAGUAUAUUGAGAAUGACAGGUUAAGGUUGUAUGAAUUGCUUGCAGGUAAUAUCCAAGGUGCUCUUCAGGAUUCAUCAGUUGAUUGGAAAAGAUACCUGGGAUUGGUGAUGUGGUAUCAACUACCACCAGAUACUUCAUUACCUGUAAUAAUUCACACUUAUCAGGAGCUUCUUGACAAAGGAAGGGCUCCACAUCCAGUCCCAGCUUAUAUUGAUGAAGGACCUCUGGAAGAAGCAGUGGACUGGAGUGUAGGUGAUCGUUAUGAUAUAGCAUAUUAUCUCAUGCUGCUUCAUUCUAAUGAAGACAAAACCUUCAGUCCACUGAAAACCAUGUUCAGUGCCCUUUCUUCUACACAUGAUCCACUUGACUACCACAUGAUUUGGCAUCAAUGUGCCAUAUUGGAAGCUAUUGGUGCAUUCAGUUCUAAUGAUCUUCACAUUCUUGAUAUGAGCCUUGUUUCCCAGCUGCUAUGUCUUGGGCAGUGCCAUUGGGCCAUCUAUGUUGUUGUCCACAUGCCUUAUGAUGAUAAUUUCUCCCAUAUUCAGGCCAAUCUUAUUAAGGAAAUUUUGUUACAAUAUUGCGAAACUUGGAGUACACAGGAAAUUCAGCGCCAGUUCAUUGAAGAUCUUGGCAUACCAUCAGAAUGGAUGCAUGAGGCCUUGGCAAUAUAUUUUCAAUACAUUGGAGAUCUUCCAAAGGCCCUUGAACAUUUUCUUGAGUCAUCUAACUGGCAGAAAGCUCAUUCAAUUUUUAUGACAUCAGUUGCUCAUUAUUUGUUUUUAUCAUCUAAACAUUCAGAGAUUUGGAGGAUCACAAGCUCGAUGGAAGAGCACAAGUCAGAAAUUGCUGACUGGGACUUGGGUGCUGGAAUUUAUAUUGAUUUCUAUGUUAUAAGAAGUUCUUUGCAAGAAGAGAACGUCAUGAGUGAAUCGGAUCCUCUUGAGAAGAAUAGAGAAGCAUGCCAAAAUUUCUUCAGUCGCUUGAAUGACUCACUCUUAGUUUGGAGGAGUAGAUUACCUGUUGACGCGAGGGCCACCUAUUCAAAAAUGUCAGAAGAGCUAUGCAAUCUGCUUGUGUCCACUCCCGGUGAGAGUUCUACUCCAUCGGUUCAUAUGAGCUGCUUCAAGACAAUGCUCAGUGCUCCUAUUCCAGAAGAUCUACGGUCUAGUCAUCUGCAGAAUGCUCUUUCAGUUUUUACCUACUUGCUCUCAGAGUCUGAGACGUGAAAAAUUUUCCAAAUGUUUUCUGAAGUAUUUCAUAUUGUUGUUUUUGUAAUAUCAGAAAUGUAGAUCUGGGGAUGCGCCCCAUUGCUGUAUUUUUUCAUCCUUUUUUUAGUUCAAUGAUAUCUCAUUGUCCUGACCCUUGUGUGUGUUUGUAUCAUGGUUCUCCACGGGCUUAUUAAAAGUGAAUGAUCUAUCGAA
Molecule: messenger RNA, 3547 nt
Organism: Elaeis guineensis (African oil palm)
Lineage: Eukaryota; Viridiplantae; Streptophyta; Magnoliopsida; Arecales; Arecaceae
Product: nuclear pore complex protein NUP96
Biological process (GO): nucleocytoplasmic transport
Cellular component (GO): nuclear pore
Molecular function (GO): structural constituent of nuclear pore
Source: RefSeq, a predicted model, not a curated record